This is a messenger RNA of Melanotaenia boesemani (Boeseman's rainbowfish), 1262 nucleotides long. It is a transcript of the gene saysd1, whose product is annotated as SAYSVFN motif domain containing 1. The record is from RefSeq and is a predicted model, not a curated record. The transcript is spliced from 2 exons. Bases 200 to 721 code for a protein of 173 amino acids. NCBI's taxonomy places the organism in Eukaryota, Metazoa, Chordata, Actinopteri, Atheriniformes, Melanotaeniidae.
GACGUAAUACGUAAACAAACUCAUUCCUUGAGCGUGAACUCGCUUAAAAUUGUUUAUAACGUGGAAGAAAACGUAAAAGACAGUCGGUUUGGAAUUUUUCAUUAAACUUUGUUAAGGGUGGUGUGAAGCAGAUAGAUGUUUUGAAUGAGUUGCGCUCGCAGCUGCUUUUCUACGUUCAGCUUUAAGACGAGUUUCAGUCAUGGAGCAGAAGCUCUCGGAGUUCAGAGCCAGACGACAGGCCGAAAAAAUUAAAGAGAAUGAAACAGCUGGGCGCGAGCCCAGAGAAAAAACAGAAGCAGACAAAGCGGAUCAGUCUGAUACAACACCAGCAAAUGUUGGUCAACAACUACCGAAGAUGGAAAACAACCCAGCUGCUACUCACGACUCUCAAAGCAGGGAUUGUAAAGACUGGCUGCUGGACAGCGCUCUAGGAAGAUGGCUGACCUCUCGACAACUUGUCCCCUCAAACCUUACUUUACUCAAAGUGCUGCUGUGGCUGAUUCUGUUGGGUCUUUUUGUUGAACUGGAUUUUGGACUGGCAUUCUUUGUCAUUUCCCUUUUCUACUGGCUCUACGAAGGACUCCGCAGCCCAGCACCCCGGCAGCCUGGAGAACUAAGUGCUUAUUCUGUCUUCAACCCGGACUGUCAGCCUCUGUUGGGCUCCUUAACGGCUGAGCAACUGGAGGGGGAGAUGGGUUACAGACCUCUGGCUAACAGAUGAAUUUCUUGUGAUUUGCACAUCCAUAAUAAAUAAUCAGAAAUCUUUAUUGUCAAAAAUAUUUAUUUUGUCCAGAAAUUUACUUCAAUUUAUUUUUUUUUCAAAGUAUACCUGAAUAAAUUGGAAUUAGCCUAUUCGCAUGUUUCUGUUUAUGCCUACAUUUCAUUUGCUUUUUAUAGGAUUUCAGUAGUGUGGCAAAUAUUAGAUGCAACUGAAGGUGAUGGAAGAUGUAUAUGUCAGACAUAGUUGUCAAAUCAUUACAACAUUAGGAAUUGGCAUGUUUAUUAUAGGGUUGACAGAUCUGGCUGUCAUUUUGGACAAACAGGUUUUUGUACAGAUUAUAGGGAUUUGUUGAAGGGGGGGGUUGAUACUAAAAAUGUAUACUAAAAAGACCAAGUCCAGAAAAUAUUUACAAAGUGUCAACUUUUGCAAAGGUAUUCAUAAACUUUUCAUAUGGAUAUUUAAAAAGCCAUCGUUGCAUGGCAAGUCUCUUUCUAUAAUACAAUAAAAAAUAAUCUUUUGUGCAAUUAUUUUACUGAAUUCU